CGAGAAUCAAUUGAAGUUGCUCAUCCUCAACUGCCGCAUGAGGCUGAAGUGCUCAAGCUACUUAAAGGAGCGAGUUUCAUACCAACUGUACAUUGGUUUGGAACAGAAGGCAUAUAUAAUGCCAUGAUUAUUGAUUUAUUUGGGCCCAACCUGAGAUUACUACGAAAAGCGUAUGCAAAACUUCCUGUACAUUUCGUUAGUGACGUGGCUCAGCAAAUGGUAACGAUAUUAGAAUACAUACAUAAACAAGGUGUUGUGUACAGGGACGUUAAGCCCGAUAACUUUCUUCUAGAAAAAAACUUUCCGUUACAAAUAAGUCGGCUUGCCGCAUUUGAUUCUGACGAUGAUGCAUCCGAAGCAAAGCUUAAGGAUCUAAAGCUUUUGGUCAGCAGAAAACACCAUAUUAGUAUCGUGGAUUUUGGGUUAUCUUCGUUCUAUUUAGAUCAUGAAACCGGAAAGCAUAUUCCAAAAAAUCAACAUUUGACAAAGAAUAAAACUGGAACAGCUCGUUACGCUUCUCUAAGUGUUCACAAGGGACUUCAGCACUCUCGUCGUGACGAUAUGGAGUCUCUAGGUUAUGUUUUGCUAGAAUUAUUACGAGGUGAUCUUCCUUGGGCUGGAGUUACCGCACGUAAUUCACGUCAAGGGUGGGCAAAGAUGUUAAAGAUAAAAGAGGAAAUCCCAUUAGAGGAAUUAUAUGACGGCCUUCCAAGAGGAUUUAUGCUCUAUCUUCAAUAUACGAGAAGUUUACAGUAUGAUGAAGAACCGGAUUAUAAUCGCUUGCGAAAAUUGCUAGCUGAUACGGUUGGAAGUGGGAUGGAGGCCGAAAAAGUGACUAGAGAACCUCUAUUUUUUGAUGAUGUUUGUGAACGUCCUCUUUCUCCACGUCAACGGAGUAUUAGGUCACAAUCUCCGCUGACGAUAAAAUCACCACGUGGUGGAAAUGAUUAUGAUGAUGAUGUGACUUAUGCUUCCCCUCCACCAUCACCUUUUUAUAAAAGGAAGAACUUUUCAUGGCGUACUAAAAACAAGGACGAAAUUAAUUGUUUUGGUACACCAGAACGUUCAAAUUCUUUAACCAUAUCUCCUAGCAGCACAAAUACGACUCCAUAUCAAAAAUUCAAUACUGUAUCUCCUCGUUCAUUCUCGUUACCUUACCGUGAUCCUGGUUUCGCAGAUAACGGUUAUCAUCCUAAUGGUCGGGAUGAACGACGUGCAAAACGUCCUGAAAAUAUCAGAAAGCCUCCUUAUGUUAGAAGGCAUUCCACAAAAACCCCUUGGAACAUUAUUAAAGAUUCAAAUACGCAAUGGGAGCAAGAUGUUCAACAGAAAUGUGAGAAUGCUUGGAAAAAUGGUCAAUCUUGGAAUGAUAAUAAUUUCGAUAGCCAAGAAAUAAAUUCGGUUCCCUCAACUCCAAUUAAUGA
Molecule: messenger RNA, 1424 nt
Organism: Racocetra persica
Lineage: Eukaryota; Fungi; Glomeromycota; Glomeromycetes; Diversisporales; Gigasporaceae
Source: the annotation of a GenBank genome assembly